Messenger RNA from Penicilliopsis zonata CBS 506.65, 812 nucleotides. RefSeq lists its product as hypothetical. The record is from RefSeq and is a predicted model, not a curated record. Gene Ontology annotation, molecular function: cullin family protein binding. The transcript has 7 exons. Gene Ontology annotation, biological process: mitotic cell cycle; SCF-dependent proteasomal ubiquitin-dependent protein catabolic process. NCBI's taxonomy places the organism in Eukaryota, Fungi, Ascomycota, Eurotiomycetes, Eurotiales, Aspergillaceae. Gene Ontology annotation, cellular component: nucleus; cytoplasm. Bases 107 to 604 code for a protein of 165 amino acids.
ACCACUUCCAACCCACAAAGGCUACAGGCAGUCUAAAGCCGGCCCUCUUGACCCCUCGCUACACAAAGCGCAUUGCACAAAGGAAAGAGACUGCAGACCCGCCACCAUGUCUAGCGGCACGCCUUCCUCCACGAUCACUCUCACCAGCUCCGACGGUGUCGACGUCACAGUCGAGCGCCAGGUUGCUGAACGCUCGGUUCUCAUUAAGAAUAUGCUGGAGGAUUUGGGUGACUCGGGAGAGGCUAUCCCUGUCCCCAACGUCAACGAGGCUGUUUUAAAGAAGGUUAUCGAGUGGUGCACCCACCACAAGCUUGACCCCCCUAGCGCUGGUGACGACGAUGACUCGCGCCGCAAGACCACGGAUAUCGACGAGUGGGAUCAGAAGUUCAUGCAGGUAGACCAAGAAAUGCUUUUCGAGAUCAUCCUGGCAGCCAACUACCUCGAUAUCAAGGCCCUCCUCGAUGUCGGCUGCAAAACCGUUGCCAAUAUGAUCAAGGGCAAGUCGCCAGAGGAGAUUCGGAAGACAUUCAACAUCCAGAACGACUUUACCCCUGAGGAGGAGGACCAGAUUCGUCGCGAGAACGAGUGGGCCGAAGAUCGCUGAUUCGGACCGUACGGCCGCUCUACUGCCCAGCAUUAUGUCGGCUAUCUGCCAUUGGAAUGGGCAGCGGUUAGGGUUGAUCCCUUUUCCUUUUCUAAUGACGAUUUGACUAGAGAUCCUUCGGAUCCAAGUCCCUCAGUAUCAUGGCGUUAGGCUUUGCUUCAGCACAUUUUCUAUACUUGCUCGCUUUGACGUUGAGAAAACUAUUCCC